UCUGACCGGGUAGGAUGGGGGAAGGCAGCGGGCAUUCACCACCACCUCUCCCUCUUUUCUGGCAGCACCCAGCACAGCCGCAGAGCCAAAGCACGCAGGAUAUGGGCAAAAAAACAACUUCUUCCCCUGUGAGGCUGGACUGAGAGCAGCCGGACUUGGUGCUCAUGCUGAGGCUUUCGGCCGCAAGGAGCCCGGCCGGAAUAGAUUUACUGCUAAUCCAGAAUAAGGAGUAUGUGAGGUAACCUGCUGGGCUCUUUUUACUUUUUACUUCCAUCGUCAGGCCUGUGAGAAGUUGUGAUCCGGCCUCUUUGAGGAUGCCAUCUUCUUUGUAGUCACUCUUGAGAAAACAAAAACCUGUUGGUGCUGGAAGUUGAUGGCCAAAUGUAGAGUGGCCGAUGAAAAGCAGUUUAGUGGCACAAUGUCGGCGUCUCAGGGGAUGAAUCGCAGCGGCGUCUACAACUACUUCCUCAACAUGGUGGCCUAUCAGAUUUGCUGUUGCUGUGGACCGGCUCCCUGCUCGCUCUGCUGUGCCUUCUGUCCUCCGGUGCAAUCGUCCACCACCACGCGGAUCAUGUACACCCUGUUCCACAUCAUGAGCUGCGCCGUCUCCUGCCUCAUGCUGUCCCGCACCGUCUCCGAGCUCGUCAGGGAAAAUGUGCCUUUCUUCAACAUGGUGUGUGACCAGGCGCACGGCGGGGGUCACUGUGAGAUGCUGGUGGGUUACUCGGCGGUCUACAGAGUGUGCUUCGGCACUUCCUGUUUCUACCUGAUGAUGGCCAUCUUCCUCAUAGACGUGAAGUCCAGUCAGGACUACAGAGCGCUCAUACACAACGGUUUCUGGUUCCUGAAGUUGAUCACUCUGCUCGGGAUGUGCAUGGCCGCCUUCUUCAUCCCCACAGAGUCCUUCCUGCAUGCUUGGCAUUAUGUGGGUGUGGUGGGGGGAUUUGCCUUCAUCCUCAUCCAGCUCAUCCUCAUCACAGCUUUUGCGCACACCUGGAACAACAACUGGUUGACCGGAGCAGCAGAGAACAAGCGUUGGUAUAUCGCGGUGAUGUGUGCCACCCUCUUCUUCUACACUAUCGCCACCAUGGCCUUCACUUUCAUGUACAAGUACUACACACACCCCGUGGCCUGCCAGUUCAACAAGGCCCUGCUGUGGAUCAACCUGGGGCUCUGCGGCCUCAUGUCCUUCAUUGCCGUCACACCGUGCGUGAAGCAGAAGCAGCCUCGGUCGGGGCUCCUCCAGGCCUCCAUCAUCAGCUGUUACGUCAUGUAUCUCACUUUCUCUGCGCUGUCCAGCCGCCCGCCAGAAAAAGUGGUGUAUCAGGGCAUGAACAUGACCGCCUGUUACCCCAGCGUGGGACAACAUGACAUCCAGAAUGACGGCAACGCUGUGGCCAUCAUUGGAGCAGCCAUCAUGUACUGCUGUGUCCUCUUUGCAUGUAAUGAAGCUUCCUACCUGGCAGAGGUGUUCGGCCCGUUUUGGAUGAUCAAAGUUUAUCGCUAUGAGUUCCAGAAAGCCACCUGCUUCUUCUGCUGCCCUGAGGAGGAGGAAGCUGAGGAAGAGUUUGUGAUGGAUGACGACAGCAAAGGCUGUCAGAAGGUUGUCCACAACGAGACGCAGAGAGUGGCCUACAGCUACUUCUUCUUCCACUUCGUCUUCUUCCUGGCCUCGCUCUACGUCAUGAUGACCCUCACUAACUGGUUCAGCUAUGAGUCAGCAGUUUUGGAGACCACCUUUACCCACGGCAGCUGGUCUACCUUCUUGGUGAAGAUGUCGUCGUGCUGGGCCUGUGUGAUCCUCUACCUCUGGCUGCUGCUGGGCCCUCUGUGCAGCUGCCAGUCCGAAUCAAGACCUCGACGCUCACGCAUUAAACGGCGCUCAGGAUUGUCCCGUCACGUGCACGUCAGUGUGUGACACGCUCUGGAAGAGGAGUGAGGCGGACAUGGCACGAUGUGGACGAGCGAUCAUCUCCCCUCGGUGGCCUGCAGGAGGGGAUUAUCAGAACUGAAGUUCACAGGCGUCAGGGGUCAAAGACUCACAGGGCUGUGAAUGGACAGAGUGCUCUGUUGAUAUAAGACGAACUGGAUAAAGACUUAAGCCCCUGUCACACUGUCCCGAAAUGUACACCCGAUGGACACACGAAUAUUGAAUUGUGAAUUUCGCACGAAGAUGGCCCCGAACCACACACAAAGGCAACAUUUACAUUACAUUUAAGACAUACAACUGCAACGAAAGUAACACAAACAAUUAUGUUAA
Gymnodraco acuticeps is the source of this 2260-nucleotide messenger RNA. It is a transcript of the gene serinc4, whose product is annotated as serine incorporator 4. Lineage: Eukaryota; Metazoa; Chordata; Actinopteri; Perciformes; Bathydraconidae. Bases 374 to 1918 code for a protein of 514 amino acids. The transcript is spliced from 11 exons. Gene Ontology annotation, cellular component: membrane. The record is from RefSeq and is a predicted model, not a curated record.